AUGGCAGUGUCGGCGUCUAAAUGGACAAACGAGGCAGCAGUCGCAACUAGACGAGCACUUUAUACACUCCUUGCUGGUCUAAUCGUCUCUCUGUAUGGGUUGUACGUUGAAAUUCGCUUCGAGAUGGAUCACGAAUAUUCGGCAAUGUGCGAUGUCUCGUCGCUGGUUUCUUGCACCAGGGUACUGACUUCCAAGUAUGGUUCAGGUUUUGGCAUUGUAGGACCACUGCUUGGAGAGGACAGUCCUUUCAAUCAGAAAAACGCCUUCUACGGGGUAAUCGGAUAUGCAAUUUUGGCGCUGAUUCAGCUUUCAAAUAACCAGUGUUCUGCGAGUAUUUCACUAAUGGCGGCUAUUCUUAUGAACAUUAUGACUAUUUACCUUUUUACAAGUAAGUUCCUUCUAUUUCGAAAAAUUAAACAACUAUAA
Molecule: messenger RNA, 426 nt
Organism: Ostertagia ostertagi
Lineage: Eukaryota; Metazoa; Nematoda; Chromadorea; Rhabditida; Trichostrongylidae
Source: the annotation of a GenBank genome assembly